AAAGAAAAAAGGAAUGCUAGAGAUGUUACCUGCGCUUUCCUCCUCGAGUCAAUGCAAAAGCACGCGUUGGAUGAUGACCCGUUUUAACACAUGAGGCAAUUUAUCCUACUCGUGCGCAAGUGACUAUACGACGUGAGAAUCACGGGUUGAUCGCGAACCUCGAUGCAGAGUGUCAUGAAUUACAGUUGAGAAAAGAGAUCUCAUCCUUGUCCCAGAACCGUCAACACGACCGUUAAGAGGUGUAGAGCCUCUUGUGUACCUUAUACAAAUGACGAAAUACGCACCUUGAGAACACGAUUUGCCCAAUCACUCAUCCCAGAACACGACGAAAGAUCCACACCAUAGUAACAACUCCUCUAUAUUUCGACAACUUCUGCUCACAGACACGUCCAUACAGAACUCCACUGCGCUGGUUCUAAUGGACCGACCCCCAGCGAAACGACAGAUCCCAGCGACCUUUGGCAAAUACUUCAAGACUACGCAAAAGGCACAGCGGCUCAUGGAUCCUGAGCGCAGACUGUGUGAGCUUGAUCGCGGCAGUAACGAUCGGGAACUCGUGUUCUCCACACACCCCGCUUAUGGAGAGGGCUGGAACGAGAUGACUUGGUCUCAGGCCUUGCUGUGGGAAACGGCACAAAAUGAUCCCACACUGCGAGUCGCCCGCAAGUCAUUGGAAUCAGUCAAACCAGGUGCCGAACUCAACAUCCUUGAAACAGACAUGUUCAACUCGCUUGGAUCCUUCCGCGGCGUCGCACCUCAACGUCUCGCGACCGUCAGACUCGGCUAUGCUCAAUGCCGCCGCAACUACGUGUACCUCCUUUCGAGGUUCUGGUCAGCUGACCCGGUCUCCGAGAGAGUCCGGCAGACGGAGUGCGAGGAUGAGGGAUCCAACAAAGCUGCGGGCGAAAUGCGCGCUGAAGACGACAAGCAACAUGGCAGCUGAAAGCAUGCUAAUCAAGAUGGCAUUCCAGCAAAGCUUAUGUGACUGGAACAAAAUUGAAGAAUUACUGCCUUUAGC
Molecule: messenger RNA, 1018 nt
Organism: Verruconis gallopava
Lineage: Eukaryota; Fungi; Ascomycota; Dothideomycetes; Venturiales; Sympoventuriaceae
Exons: 2
Coding region: 419-943 (174 amino acids)
Source: RefSeq, a predicted model, not a curated record